Molecule: messenger RNA, 1810 nt
Organism: Neltuma alba
Lineage: Eukaryota; Viridiplantae; Streptophyta; Magnoliopsida; Fabales; Fabaceae
Product: probable E3 ubiquitin-protein ligase LOG2
Exons: 3
Coding region: 454-1575 (373 amino acids)
Biological process (GO): protein ubiquitination
Molecular function (GO): ubiquitin protein ligase activity
Source: RefSeq, a predicted model, not a curated record
GAGUGGAACUUUACGCAAUCCCAUUAUACCCGCCAUCCCACCUCUCCUUCUUCCUUUUCCAGGUUUGUUUAUGUCAAUAUUUCUUCCUCCUCCGAUUUCUCCACGCAUUGAUCACAAUUCUUGAUUCUUCCCUCUCGUCCCUGAUUUUUCUCCCGACACCCUUUGAGCUCAUGAUCCCUCCCUCAAUCUGAAUUUUUCCCCACCUUUUUUUCAUGCCAACUCUUCUUCUCUUCCGCUAUAUUAUCAUACUCCGUUUUUCUUCUUCUUUGUGCUUCCUGGUUUUGAUUUCUGGUGCCCACCAGGGAAAAGGAGAAACGAACCAAAAUUUACCCGUCAAGGCCAGGGUGCCCUAGACUCCCUCGGAUAAUCAAGCGCAGGCAGUUUUGGUAAACUAGGGCUUUGGGUACUUCUCUACAUAAUUUUUAGCUGCCCAAGAAGUAGCCUCUCAUUUCCAUGGGUAACAUAGGAAGUAGUGGCGGUAACAACAACCGCCGUAGGCACAGCGCAAGUGGCAGAAGGAGUCACCCGCCUCCCCCUCCUCCGGUGACCCCACAGCCGGAAAUCACGGCCAAUCGAUUCAUCUAUCCCGCUGCUCCGCCCUACCCAUCACAAUACCCAAACUCGAAUCCCCCGCCGUAUUUCCAGUACCCAGGUUACUAUCCCCCAGCGCCAACGACUAUGCUGCAUCCUCAGCCACCUCCUCAUGAUCACCAUCAUCGUAUGGGUCCUCAUCUACCUGUGGACCCGGCAUGGAUGGGCGGACGUUACCCUUGUGGCCCUCCGAUGCCUGCCUAUGUGGAGCAUCAGAAGGCGGUUACGAUAAGGAACGCUGUUAAUGUCAAAAAGGAGACCCUGAGGAUUGAGCCCGAUGAGGAAAGGCCAGGGCAGUUCCUCGUGGCAUUCACAUUUGAUGCCACUGUGGCUGGGAGCAUCACGAUACUUUUCUUUGCAAAAGAAGGUGAUGGCUGCAUUCUUAUGCCAACAAAGGAAAACCUUCUAGCACCUGUAACUGUGCACUUUGAGCAAGGUCUUGGCCAGGAGUUUAGACAGCCAGCUGGAACUGGUAUUGACUUUUCAAUGUUUGAAGAAUCUGAGCUAUUAAGAAGUGACAUGAAUGUCUACCCUCUAGCAGUGAAGGCAGAUGCCUGCUCUGGUAAUCAUGAAGGAUCAAAUGAAACUCUCACACCUGGUGGCACUGACUCUCAGAUUACUCAAGCAGUCUUUGAGAAAGAGAAAGGAGAAUUCCGGGUGAGGGUAGUUAAACAGAUCUUGUGGGUGAAUCGAGAGAGAUAUGAGUUGCAGGAGAUAUAUGGUAUUGGAAACUCAGUGGAGAAUGACUUGGAUGGAAAUGACCCAGGAAAAGAGUGUGUCAUCUGCUUAUCGGAACCUCGGGAUACAACUGUUCUUCCCUGUCGGCACAUGUGCAUGUGUAGCGGAUGUGCAAAGGUUCUGAGGUUCCAGACACACAGGUGCCCAAUUUGCAGGCAGCCAGUUGAGAGGCUUUUGGAGAUAAAAGUCAACAACGGGCGUGAAGAUACAACAACACAAGUGUCUCAAGAUCCCUGUACAGUAUAGCCCAACUGUUAUAAAUGCUUCUCCUCCAUCCUUUUGUUAUGAUUUUCGCCCUCCGUCUUUUGGCUUAACAAUAAUUGAAAUCAAAAUGAUGUGCGGUUUAACACAGACCAAGAGGAUGGUAUUGCGCAUGGCCUGUAUUAUACAAGACAAGGCCUCCGCCAUGAUUGUUUUGGCUUUGCUUCCAAAUGUUUUCCCGUGGCAAUUAAUAAUAAAUUGUGUUUUCCUUAGUGUUUCC